Messenger RNA from Hydra vulgaris (swiftwater hydra), 2622 nucleotides. RefSeq lists its product as uncharacterized. Gene Ontology annotation, molecular function: carbonate dehydratase activity; zinc ion binding. NCBI's taxonomy places the organism in Eukaryota, Metazoa, Cnidaria, Hydrozoa, Anthoathecata, Hydridae. The record is from RefSeq and is a predicted model, not a curated record.
GUUUUUCAUUUUGAGGAUGAUAAAUUAUAUGCGCAUUUUAACUGGAAAGCUCUGAACAUCAAAAAUAAAUUUUGUUUUAUAUGCUAGCAGCUUGUUCAAUUUUGCUUUUUUUUUACUUACAAUGUUGUGUAAAGAGAAACCAGACUAAAGAUUAAACAUGAACAUCGUAUUAGUGAUUUUUUUAGCCUUGUCACUCAAUAAAAAUGCUGCAUUUCCAAAAGGUCAAGUAUCUUUCAGUUCGAAUACCGAGACAAAUGUGCAGCUGUCUCCAUUAGCCGAAGAACAGUCCACUGCUGAAUCAAUUGAAACUGAACCUUUAAAGAUUGUGAUACCAGCAAAUAUUACUAUUACUCAAGGGCAAAACAGUUUUGGUGAAAAUAAUAAAUAUUUAUCAGAACUUCUACGUCAUAUGCCAGUAUCCGAUGAUUCACAAGAAAAAACGUCUAAUGGAGAUUUGUAUCAACUUAAAAAAAUAGAACCUUCAUCUGCAAAUUCAGACAAAGAGUCGAUAAGAGUUCCACUACAUAUUUUAGGUUUGCCAGAGAGUUCUGCUUUUUCUCAAGACAAAAAUGUACCGUCUACCGAACUUGCAUUGUUUAAUAAAGGACGACAAGAAAUAGAAGAAAGUGAUGAUCAUAGAAAGGUAGGAGGUUUUGGAGGAGGCCAAGGUGGAGGUUUUGGUCUAAAUGCAGGAGGAGGAGGGAAUGGAGGAGGUGGUGGUAUUAAUGGUGUUAUUGAUUCUUUUCCAUUUGUAAUUUCUCCACCUCCACCUCCACCUCCUCUUCGUCCCCCUACUUUUUUUAUAGCUCCACCGCCUUCCUCUGUAACAGUAACCGUUCCUUUACCUGCUGCACUUCCUCCUGUUUCCUCGCCGCCUCCUUCAUUGCUAUUAGUAGCUCCACCACCACCAGUAUCCUCCUCAUCAAUCCCAGUAAGCUCCUCACCAUUACAAGUUUCUCCAUUGGCCUGGCAUGUUCACCCUUUACACUCUUCCGAUAACUCUUUACAAAUAUCUCCUCCAGCACCACCUUCAAUAUCAAAUGGCUUUCAGCUAGUUCCUUUAUCGUGGAAUAAAAUAAAUUCUUUCCAACAAAAUCCUCCGCCUCCACCACCGCCGCCUCCAGUAGCAUAUUUACCCUCAAAUUUGGGAAAUUUUAUACCUGUUUCCUGGCAUAUAGAUGGUUUCGAAAUAGUGCAUCCUUCUCCACCACCUUCUCCUCCUCCUUUACCAAUACUAAAGCCAAGCCACAUUCAUCACGUGAUGCCUUUUCCUUGGUCAAUAAUGGAUAGUCAUCAUUCCAAGCCUACAUCUUUUACAGAUCAACCAAAGUUAACAUGGGCUUACAAAUCAACUCCAAAUGCUUAUGGUCCAGAAGAAUGGCACAAAAUAUCCCCGCAAUGCAAUGGUCUUAACCAAUCACCAAUUAAUAUUGUAACUUUUAAUGCUCUUACAAAACCACUCAAUCAUCCAUUGAAAUUAUCUGUAAAUGAUGAUGAUGGUGGACCUAUAGUAGUGGAAGGGAAACUCAUAAACAAUGGUAAAACUAUUGGGUUUAAUAUUGCGGAAGGUUCAGCAUCUGCUCAAUUAACGGGUGGCGUUCUUUCUGAUGAUGUGUAUACAUUAAAACAAUUUCAUUUACAUUUUGGUUGUGAUGGGCAAAGAGGUUCUGAGCACACACUGGAUGGUGAAUGGUUUUCAGGUGAAAUUCAUUUUGUUUUCAAAAAUGAUAAGUAUACUAACCCUAAAGUUGCCAUGCAACAAAAUGACGGACUGGCAAUAUUGGCUUUUUUUAUGCAGGUAAAUCCUAGUGCUGACCCAAACAUAGCUUUUGAUCGCAUAGCUGAAAGUGUUGUACACAUACAAUCACCAAAACAACAAUAUCCUUUGCCAGGUGGUUUGUCAUUGAAAAAUCUUGUUCCAGCGUUGAAAGAAGGGCUGAAUAAUAUUCGAAGAUAUGUCUACAAGGGUUCGCUUCCGACACCUCCAUGCUAUGAAUCUGUCACAUGGAUUGUGUUUAGGCGACCAAUUGGAAUUUUACCAGAAAAACUCAAAAAGAUGCGUGGUUUAUAUGGUGAACAUUUUGAUCACCUUUGUGGUAAUGUAAGACCUAUACAAAAGUUAAAUGGAAGGGAAAUUUUCAGUUUCGCUGUAGAACCAGAAAUAUCACCAACAAAAGCUAGCCCAAAAACAACUAAAAGACUUUUAACUUCACUUCCACCAACAACUCCAGUAGCUCCAACAACGCGCAUUGUUACUACAGCGAAAGUAGUUCAAACAACCCAUGCAUCACCUGUUAUUUCGACCACUUCAGCUAGUCCCACAUCAGAAGUUGCACCUGAUGCCCUACCGACAGAUCAAACACCACCCUCACAAGAAGGCAGUGAAGAGAUCAUUACUGCAAAACCAACUACAGCCGAGCCGCAGCCUCUUUCUGAUGAACCUCCUUUAGUUACUCAAGAGCCUGGUUCUAGGAAGAAGAAAAAGUUAAUCACGCUUUAAAACAUACUUCUUAGAUAUUUCCACUUACUUUUAGCUUGCUGUAAAUAUUCUUUUUUUUUAAAUUUUUGUAAAGUAAUAAUUUCAAUAUAGUUAUAUCUAAUAUACUUGUUCUUGUCAUAAAA